AUGCCGAGAGCGUUCGCAGAAUGGGAAUGUCAUCCGCCGAAUCUAAAGCCAGGUCUUUCCAAUCGAUACCGCAACGUAGUGCCACUUCCAAACGGCACGAACGGCACGAGCCGUACGCCGGACGGAGUCAGUGGUCCUCACCCUGUGGGUGCAGAAUACCGACACUUGAACGGGAACCCGCGUUCAAGCUGGUCGUCCAGCGCAGAGGCUCAGAUUCCGCCUGGCUCUGGUCAGUCGCCGCUCUUGACAGCUCAUGCGCAGCCAGCACGGCAUGCACGGCAAAGAGCCACGUCGAAGGAUGAAUCGCAGAUGGAAGCCCAAGAUGGAAGGAGCCAGGCCUCUGGGUCCGAAGUACCCAUUUCUGCCGAUGCAGAUCCACCUGAACAGAAGGUGCGUGGUCCUCCGCAGCCAGCCAGGACUUUGCCGGCUGAUUUCCUGCUGGGUCGCACCAAAAACAAUGAGGACCCAACCUGGCCUUGUCAAGAUCUGUGUGGGAUCUUUGGGAGAAAGGAUGACAGGUUUGGGGCUUUGGGGUUCAGGUUUUGGGUUUCAGGCCUGCUUGGGAAAGCCGAGCUGCCGAAGCCGAACACAGAGCUUUGCGGAUGGCGCGCGAGGUCAUCGAUGAGAUGCGAAGUCCGUUCUCGAAGGCACGGGAGCCGGCCGUAA
Molecule: messenger RNA, 666 nt
Organism: Symbiodinium sp. CCMP2592
Lineage: Eukaryota; Dinophyceae; Suessiales; Symbiodiniaceae
Source: the annotation of a GenBank genome assembly